AUGACUUCGACAUCAACAACACCCGCCAACCCGGCAACACUCUUCAAGAGCCCCGUUCGUGCGGUCUGGAAUGUCCAGGGCGAGAACGUCCCUACGCUCUGGUGGCCCGCCAAGGGUCAGCUUACCACUAAGACUGCUAAGGGAGCUGAGCAGCCCGUUCAUACUGUCCUCUUCAUGAUCCCUGGCAAUCCUGGCCUGAUUGACUACUACAUCCCCUUCCUCCAGACCGUUCAUGACAAAUGCGACGGCAAGAUCGACAUCUUUGGAGCAUCGCAUCUCGGCCACUCGGCAGGAAACCAUGUCACGGACACAUCGAAGAUGUACACGCUCGAAGAACAGGUCGAGAAUAAGAUUGCAAUCCUGGAUCGACUCAGAGAACAGUACCCUACAGGAACUCGAUUCAUCCUAGCGGGACAUUCAAUGGGUUCCUGGUUGGCACUUCGUGUCCUCAAGGCUCGUCCCAACCACGGCAUCGAGCGUCUAUUUGGACUCUUCCCGACCAUCCAUCGGAUCGCUGAUACCCCCAAUGGCCGCAAGAUGCAGAACUUGUUCAAGCCUUCGGUCCGAUCAAUCGUUGGAGGCACCGUGAGCACACUCCGCUUCAUCUUUUCUGCUCCCCCCAUCCUACGCUCCAUCGUCUCCCUCCUCACCGGCCAAGAAUCCGACAUGGCUCAAGUCACAUCCCAACAACUCCUCCACAGCUCCGUCGUCAAGAAUUGCCUCUUCCUGGCAGGCCAGGAAAUGGAAGCCAUCAAGGUCAUGGACAAGGAGACCAUCAAACAAAACGCGGACAAGUUUGUGUUUUAUUAUGGAAAGACGGAUGAGUGGAGUCCGAUUGAGAACUAUUAUGAGAUGCAGAAGGAGUUCCCGCAGUGCAAAAGUCUGUUGUGUGAACAGGGGAUGGUCCAUGCUUUUGUUUUGGGCCAUGGCGAAGCUAUGGGACUCCUUGUCGGUCAAUGGAUCCAUGACAUGUAG
Linnemannia hyalina is the source of this 975-nucleotide messenger RNA. The record is from the annotation of a GenBank genome assembly. NCBI's taxonomy places the organism in Eukaryota, Fungi, Mortierellomycota, Mortierellomycetes, Mortierellales, Mortierellaceae.